Messenger RNA from Solanum tuberosum (potato), 645 nucleotides. RefSeq lists its product as uncharacterized. The transcript has a single exon. The coding region runs from base 1 to 645 and encodes 214 amino acids. Lineage: Eukaryota; Viridiplantae; Streptophyta; Magnoliopsida; Solanales; Solanaceae. The record is from RefSeq and is a predicted model, not a curated record.
AUGAGUGUUCCAUCAGAGAAAACUGCUACUUGUUCUUCAAAUUCAAAAGAUGAAACGAUAAUUAUAGCUCAACAACUGAAAAUGCAAUUUCACGGCACCAGAAAAGGGGAUCUCGAAACCAUAGAUUCAUAUGUCAAAAAGUUGAAAUCCACAGCUAAUUCUCUAACAGCAAUCGGCAAUCCAAUUUCAGAUCCAGAUUUGGUUUUGCAACUUCUUGCUGGUUUGCCUCCUUCUCAAUACUUGCUCCUCAAAAACACAAUCUCCUCACAGUUACCUCUCCCAAAUUUCUCAGAGGCUUGUUCCAUGCUUUACGAAUACGAGAAAACAACAUCAACUCCGCCUCCUGAUGUAACUGGUGAAAAUAAUAAUAAUAGUAAUACUGGUAAGAGUACUGUGGAGAUGAUCCAUGAUAUAGCAAGUACAGUAACAACUGUAGCUUCAAUAGCACGCGAAUUUUGGAAUGCGGUUGCACCCUGGUCUGGUAGUCGUUCUUCAGGAACACCAACAAAGGCGACUCCAGGUCCGGGAAAUAAAAAAAAUGGAUCUACCGGAGGAAGAGGAAGAGGAAGGGGAAACAAUAACAGAGGCAGAGGCGGAGGCAGAGGCAGAGGAGGCACUUCUUCUCGCAAUUCUGCUGGAAAAUAG